This is a messenger RNA of Physella acuta, 2151 nucleotides long. RefSeq lists its product as uncharacterized. NCBI's taxonomy places the organism in Eukaryota, Metazoa, Mollusca, Gastropoda, Physidae. The record is from RefSeq and is a predicted model, not a curated record.
UUAGAUUCUAGAUCUAGAUAUCUAGAUGCAAUGUUCGUGAUGCAGUCAGGGGUAAUUCAGAGUUUUCAACUUCUCAACAAGAUGAUAUGUCAAUGUAACAGUAUUCGACAGUGUAUAUCUAGUCAGCACAGAAUCAAAGAAAAGUGUAUACACCUAUUUAAUAAUGUGAAACACGCAAGCAACUCUAAUAACAUCAAAGGUAAUGCAAGCACAAGAACUGUCAAUGAGCCAACAGCUCAUUUUAUGCCAGUGUCUAGUGAGGAGAUAGAUGCCUUUAUUAAAUCUGUUGAUACGAGUAGUUUAGAUGAAAUUUCAAAGAAAAUUCAUGACGAACAUGUACGAGCACUAAAGAACAGACAUGAUGAAUAUACAGACCCACAAACAGGCUACAGGGUGAUGACAAGGCUAGCACAUUUGAGAAGAGGGCAUUGUUGUGGCAGUGCUUGCCGUCAUUGCCCUUACAACCAUGAAAAAGUGAAAGAGAAGAAUAAAAAAUACUUCAAUUCUGCUUUCUUUGAUGUGGUAAAGAAGUAAUAACUCUACUUGGAAAGACUGUUGAUUUUGAUCAAACAACAAUGAGGAAAUGUUUAUGACCUAAACUAUAUUAGUUUGUGUCUCCUAACAUGGGAAAAAAUAGUUGCGACUCUAAUCAUGUGAGAUUUUUGUCUGGUGAGGUGUGAGAAGUUGAUAGUAAGGACCUUGUUCAAUCUGUCAGUUGUCUAGAUCAGUGUCAGAAUCUAGCUAGUUUUAUCAUUGCUUUAGGUCAGUUGGUCAGUUGUCUAGAUCCAGUGUCAGACUUUAAUUCUGUACACAUUUUAGUAAACUAUAGGUCAACUGUAUAGAUCCCAGUGUCAGAAUCUAGCUAGUUUUAUCACUGCUUUAGGUCAGUUGUCUAGAUCCUAGUGUCAGACUUUAAUUCUGUAAACAUUUUAGUAGGUCAACUGUAUAGAUCCUAGUGUCAGAAUCUAGCUAGUUUUAUCACUGCUUUAGGUCAGUUGUCUAGAUCCUAGUGUCAGAAUUUAAUUCUGUAAAUAUUUUAGUAAACUAUAGGUCAACUGUAUAGAUCCUAGUGUCAGAAUUUAAUUCUGUAAACAUUUUAGUAAACUAUAGGUCAACUGUAUAGAUCCUAGUGUCAGAAUUUAAUUCUGUAAACAUUUUAGUAAACUAUAGGUCAACUGUAUAGAUCCUAGUGUCAGAAUCUAGCUAGUUUUUAUCACUGCUUUAGGUCAGUUGUCUAGAUCCUAGUGUCAGAAUUUAAUUCUGUAAAUAUUUUAGUAAACUAUAGGUCAACUGUAUAGAUCCUAGUGUCAGAAUUUAAUUCUGUAAACAUUUUAGUAAACUAUAGGUCAACUGUAUAGAUCCUAGUGUCAGAAUCUAGCUAGUUUUAUCACUGUUCUAGGUCAGUUGUCUAGAUCCUAGUGUCAGACUUUAAUUCUGUAAACAUUUUAGUGAACUAUAGUUCAGUUGUAUAGAUCCUAGUGUCAGAAUCUAGCUAGUUUUAUCACUGCUUUAGGUCAGUUGUCUAGAUCCAGUGUCAGAAUCUAGCUAGUUUUAUAACUGUUCUAGGUCAGUUGUCUGAAUCAAAUUCUGUACACAUUUUGUUAAAAAGAAACAUUACUAAACAACAGCACCUAGUUAUAAAUUUCUUGUGAUUUGAGAUUUGUUAUCAAUGGUUUCCCUACUUAAGAGACCACUAGUGCCAUAUAAUUGUCAUUUUGGCUAAGACUAAGAGACUACAUAUUAAGACUUAAAGUAUACAUGUUAUAGCUACCAGUAAUUAUGCUGGAUACCGGCCAAAACCGGUAACAAGAAAAAAAUUAUCUAUAAAUUUCAUAUCAAAAUAUUAAGCUGACUUUUUACCUACAUUUUAAAACUUCACUUAAGAAUUCUCACUGACUGUAUUUGUAUAGUUAUGUAAUUUUUGGUUUUAAAAUAGUGGAAUAAAGUUAUGAGUGCAAUUACAAAGACAAAUAUUUAUGAUAAUUAUGUGGUUCCCUAGUUGCUUGUCUUUCAAUGCACAAAUCUUAGUAAAUUCACAUGUUGUAGUAACUGUAUUCAGCUACUCUACUGUAUGUGUGAAUUCCUUUACUAUGUGAUUUUAAGUAUUUUAUUGAAUUUUUAUUUAUUUUAGAAAUUAUUAUAAUAAAUGGC